CCAUCAUCACGUUGCGCACAUGGCGUAGGAUGUGACCGCGCCACACCCAGCUGUUUCUGAACUACAGUUCGCAGGGACCCGCUUGUGUAAUAGUCGGGGGCGACCAGUGGCACGGAGCGCACGCUGCCGCUCCACUGCUGUGCCUCCCUUCAUGUCCCAAUAACAGCAGAAGACGAGAGGCGCGUGAGCGAGAGCCUUGCACGCGUUGAGGAACAAUACGCGGCGAUAGCCCUUGCGACCAAAGUCGACACCGAGACACUGUAAUGUCCUAUCAGCCUGUUUAAAAUGGGCUUGUUUUUAUAUAUCGCUGGAUCUGCCAACCCCACCGAGGCAACUGUCUACGAGCAGGUUCUCCACUGUGAGGGUGUGAAUAAUAAAAGCUACGUGUGCGAGACGGGACACUGCUGUGGAGAGUCCCAGUGCUGCAGCUACUACUAUGAACUCUGGUGGUUCUGGCUGGUGUGGGCCAUCAUCUUCAUCCUGAGCUGCUGCUGCGUUUGUCAUCAUCGACGCACCAAACACAGACUGCAACAACAACAACGGCAGCAUGAGAUCAACCUCAUUGCCUACAGAGAGGUUCACAACUACACCUCGCUGCCCUUCUACUACAGAUUCCUACCCAACUAUCUCCUUCCAGAGUACGAGGAGGUAGUGCAUCGGCCGGCUACGCCCCCUCCUCCAUAUAGUGCCUUAAACACGGGCCCUCCGACCUACACGAGCCCUUUAACCACCGAGCAGCAGGAUGCACACUGCGCACCCGGACGGACCACUCCAGUGCCGCCUGCAUCUGAAACGCUCUGCUCCAGACCCAGCCUCGAGGACAUCCACACCUCUGACGGGUACCACCAGAAAGAAGACGGCAAGGGCGAGAUGGAGCUAGAGCAGGACUCGGGAGGCGCUCAGCAGCCUCCCAGCGCGGAGAAGCAGAACGACUGCAGGAAGGAGCCGUUUAGGAACGUGCCGAUACCUGAAGAGAAAGAGAGGAGUGUGGGAAGACACCGCAGAUUCACAGGGGACUCUGGGAUUGAGGUGUGUGUUUGCGGACGAGGCUUGGAGAGCCACGAGCCCAAAGAAUUCGAGGGGCUUUUGAGCGACGAGGACCAGGAGGAUUUCUGCGAGGAGUGCGGCCUCCGUUCUUACGGAGAGGAAAAUCAGGGAACUCUGUCCCCAGAAAACAGGGUAGAGCGUGGAGCAUCGCCAAUGUCGCAAUCUAAGAAUCACCCGCUCUGCCUCUAUUUGCACACAAUUAAUGAACAAGAGGGUCCGCUACAUAGCAACACAGAAUCGUCAAGCUAAGGCGAGAGGAGGACAAGACGUACAGGGAAGCUGCGGCAUGCAGUGCAGGAGCAAGCAAAGACUUUGCUGAGCAAUUGCACAAUAUGUACACUUGUUUGUAAGCAUGCAAUGGAAACGAUUGGAUUUUCUCUACACCGUUGUUCCGUCUUUUUAAUGCGGUUCAGAAUCUUAAAAGUGCGCAAAUACGGGCUCCAAGUGCUCCACUAGACGAUACACGUGGUGCUGUAGCGGUGCAUUCAGGUAUUCCCCGGGAGAUUCGUAUUUACGAGUUGAGUCGUCGUAGUUCUGACAUUGCGUAGUAAAAUGGCGGAGUAGAAAACAUCCACAAAAUAUUUAGUUUGUUUUAAUGUUUUUAUUUAAUAUGUAAAGGUGCUGUAAAUCGAAUCGCAGUCUGUCGUAGCCGUACAACACGUUUGUACGUGCAGCACAGCAAAAGAAAAAUACCCUCAAUACAUCCGCAGCUCAGAAACGCAUGGAAUAUUCAUCGUUUCUUCUUGGUGGCAGUCGUUUGCGUUCAGCUUGUGAAUACGAUCUGCCUGACAGUACUUGUGCGCAUCGUAAGACAUCCUCCAGGUACGGCCGCAUUUACUCUGCGCAGCUUUGUGGGGGAAUUCAAUGAAUUGAAAUCGAGCGAACAUGAAAACGAAGCUUUCAGAUUCAUGUACAAUAAUGUGAAUUCAGUAGAAAGCUGCUCGGUUGGAUAUUGACUUCCGCGUGAGCAGUGCUAUGCGCGUUGCCACGCUAUUGAGAACGGACCAGUUUUACCUUCGAAAUUUUGCUGAAAUUGAAACGUGACCAGACUUUAACCGAGCUUCGAAAUAUGUAAACACUAGUGCGCUAAACGUUGUGUCCUCGGGACGGUCGAAGAGCAAUCUAAAAACUGACUGAACACCAGAAAAACACCAUGUGCUUUUAAUGUCCAUGGUGACUUUCCAUAAUGUGAUGGGACGAAUCUUAUUGGUGUGGUUUUUUUUUGUUUUGCACAAUCGCGUUCUUCUGAAUGAGUCGUAUUCAUGAUUAUUCAUUUCAAAUGCAAGGUAUUUACGUACAGUCUUAAUUCACAUUCUGUCUGUUUAUAUUGUGCUCUUUUGGCUGCCGUGUACUCUGAUGAAUUAUUAAUGUGUAUUUGGUGUUCAGAACCAGUUUGAUUUAUAAAUCUGAGUUUCUGUAGCCAAACUAGGCUAUACAGAUGGUGAUACGGGGCCGAUGUUAGAAUUGGGCUUGGAGCUGCUUUAUUACUACUAAUCAUCGGUUUUUGAUUGCAAGCAUACAUCCAUACAUACAUAAUCAAUAUUCCUUUUGAACCUGUAGGGAUGAAAGCCUUGCCAAAGGGAGGUGUCUUUAGCACACAAGCGUUUACUGCAUUAAGUCGGUUCUUUUAGGUGUUUAGUCAUUGAUAUAAGCUACCGAUUAAAUUAUUAUUAUUUUUUUUUAAUUUCUGAUUGAACCUAUUCAAGUGAACUCCAAAGACAGAAACACUUUGAUGUUUGUAAAAUGAUAAUAUACAUGAAUCUUUGUGUAAAGCACAUCUCGUUGAACUUGAUGAACACAUAUGGGUACAGAUUUGAUUAAGCUUUAUGGUGGUAACAUGGUUUUUUUUUCAAGUGCCUUUUAUUUCAAUUUUGCACUGUUACAACCACUCUAAAUAUGGUUUCGCAUGCCAGUUGUCAAGUGACUUUUUAAACCUUAGCCUCAUCGAAUAUAGUUUUAUAUAAAAACUGUGCCUUGAUUUUAUAUUCACAUGCAUACUAAUGAGCCAUGUAUGUAAUGAUAUGAUGAUCUAUUUUUGUACUUCUGCACCAAAGUAGCUUCAGUUUCAAGGUCCUCCAUGACCUCUGAACACCGCUUUCAAAGCUCUCCAAGUUAAUUUAUUUCACCGCCCUAAUGAAUGUUAUUAGAAAAGAGAUUUGCUGCUCUUACCGGUGUCUCUGUGAUGACAAUCUAUUAUUAUUAUUAUUAUUAUUAUUAUUAGAGCUAGCUUGGAGACCGAUACCUAAUCAAUCUCUUUCUCUGAUAUAUUAACUCUGAUAUAUUAAAUUAAUAUUAGAUGCUGAUUUUCAAAGUCUUAAAUGCUCUGAUGCGUCCCAUUUAAGGCUUAAAAUAUUAUGUCAUAUUGUACAGCCUGCAGCUGUUUCGUCUAACAAUGUAAUCAAAUGAGUUAUGACGCGGUUGAUAUUUUUAUCUGUUAAAAAAAUCGCUAAACUGUUCAUUAAAUCAAAUCAAAACAA
Messenger RNA from Puntigrus tetrazona (Sumatra barb), 3524 nucleotides. RefSeq names its product WW domain binding protein 1-like b (gene wbp1lb). The transcript is spliced from 4 exons. The record is from RefSeq and is a predicted model, not a curated record. Bases 286 to 1296 code for a protein of 336 amino acids. Lineage: Eukaryota; Metazoa; Chordata; Actinopteri; Cypriniformes; Cyprinidae.